Molecule: messenger RNA, 2688 nt
Organism: Artibeus jamaicensis (Jamaican fruit-eating bat)
Lineage: Eukaryota; Metazoa; Chordata; Mammalia; Chiroptera; Phyllostomidae
Gene: MIMS2
Product: family with sequence similarity 210 member B
Exons: 3
Coding region: 37-618 (193 amino acids)
Cellular component (GO): mitochondrion
Source: RefSeq, a predicted model, not a curated record
CCGGUGGGCGGGGCGAGCUGUGCCCCGCUGCUCACUAUGGCGCGCCUGCUGGUGCUGCUGGGUCCCGCGACCAGGGUGGGCGCCCGGGUCCAGCCUCGCGCCUCCUGGCUGCUGGGCGCCGCCGCCCCCUGCGUCCCGCCAACCCUAUUCCUGCCGCUGCUCCGACCCAGGCCGGACGCCCGGCUGCUGUCGUCCGCGGCCCCGGGGGAUUGCGGCGGCCGCCAGGACCCCAGCAAAACCACUACAACAACAGGCAGUGACGUGAGCAACGCAGAGGAGAAAAAGCAAACCAAGUCCCAGCAGCUGAAGAAGGUCUUCCGAGAGUACGGAGCCGUCGGCGUGUGCCUGCACAUUGGGAUCUCACUGGUCUCCCUGGGCAUGUUCUACCUGCUCGUUUCAAGUGGCGUGGACAUGUCUGCCGUCCUGCUCAAGCUCGGGCUCGGAGAGUCGCUGGUGCAGUCGAAAAUGGCCACGGGCACGGGCACCUUCGUGGUGGCCUACGCCGUCCACAAGCUGUUCGCGCCUGUGAGGAUCAGUGCAACCUUAGUCUCCGUGCCCUUGGUCGUCAGGUACUUUCGGAGAGUGGGAUUCUUUAAACCUCCGGCUGCGAAGCCCUGAAGAGCUAGCCCCGCGACAGUGGCCUGAAAACCUGUUCCUUUUGCUUUACACAUUUGGACUGGUUUGGGGAUUUUAGGGUUUCGGUUGUUUUUCCAGUGGGGAUGGGGGGCCGGGGCUACUUUCUGUGUUCUCUUGGGUGUUUUACUUUGGCCAGCAAAAUUCAGGUGUUUGAAUAAUUGUCAUUUUUUUCCUUUAUAAAUUUUGUUACAUUGUAGAAGUUUACCGUAGGGCUUGUAUACAUGACCUAAAAUGUCAGCAACACAUCACAAAUGGGGCGUCACUGUAAGCCGUUGUCAGCUUCCACAACGUUCCUCUGGAGGGUCGUUGGUGAGGGUUGUUCUGCAGAAGCCCCAGGGUUCAUCUUAGUCCAAGUUCUUGAAGAGCAACGAAGGGUUCAGUAAGCCGAUUUUGAAAUCCCCCUUCCCACAGCAUUUGUAGUCGGGCCGCCUGCGGUUUAUUUAACGUGCAGUCUUCUGCAAAGCGGCUGCGGGCGCUACAGUGAAUGAGGCAGGAGUGAAGACCGAGCGCUGUAACCAGGACCUGCAUCAGCAUCAACGCCUUCACAUUCAUUACACGUGUCUGAGGGACAGAAGAACAAGCACAUCUGGUGUGUUGCCCUGGCCCCCAAGCCCCUCCCAAUGGGGACAUGAUGGGGGCCUGCCUCAGGGGCCUUUUCUCAAAUUUCAGGAGAGUAGCUCAGGGUCAUUUCCUCCAUUUGGGGUAGAAUGUGGCAACGUGCCCAAUGGUAAUGGCCUCCCCCGGCCCCCGACGCCCACGUCCUCAGAGGAACGGGGGCACUGCACACGCGCAGAGCCAAGACAAUCUGCCCAACUUGUAUUUCAAACUCCAGAUAUUCCAGAGCUGUCAGUGUUUACAUCGUGUUGCUACUUAUAUUUUUCAAUUGAGUUCAAGUUAUGUGCAGUUAAGAAAAAAAUUUUUAAUCACUCUCUGAAAAGGAAAGUUAGUAGCACUUGCCAUAAGUGGAAGACAACUGUGAAAUAAUAGCAGCCAGGAGGGAGGGGAGGACUUGCCUCUCCACUCCCUUCCUGUGGAGCCUGCGCUGGUUCAUGCGCUGCUGUUCUCCUGCUGAGCCCGAGCCGACUCCAGCUCCGGGAACCCCACUGACCAGUUCCGCCCUGCCGCCCUGCACAGGGCAGCUCCUCGUGUUCACUUCCUGGCUCCCGUGUUUUUAAGUUCAGUUACAUUUGGGACAAACAAAACUAAAACUAUAAGCUAACAUCCUGAUUUUCUUUUUUUUUUUUAAUUUUUAAUUGAUUUUAGUUAUUUUUCAAUGAUUUUCUGACCUAGCGACUCACAAUCCCUACCUAGUUGGCUGUUGGGGACCCAUGUCAAUUGCUUACGUUUCAAAAAAAAUCAUUAAGGGACGAAUUCCCCACUUGCAAUGUCUCCAAAGUGGAUCCAUAUUUUUCCCCCCCUUUAAAGUAAUUAGCUCAUUGCCAAAAGGUUUUACUAACUUAAAUGUCAGAACUGCCUCCCUGGGACCUAAGUUUAAGGACACCUACACAGCUGGGCAGGCUGCCCGAUGCCAGUGCGGGGUCCUCCCUCCUGUGGACCAGCCGGCAUUUUCACUUCCGCGGGUCUUCCUUUCAACCACGGCUCUGGGCCCGACCCCCUUCCGCACCCAUCUCCCCACGGAAUCCCUAUGAUGCCUAUGCAGAAAAGCUGACAGGGACUCCUAUGGGCUUAAGGGCUUAAAUCUUAAACUCUGACUGUUUGGAGUGAUGUGAGUGGAUUGGAUGGGCAAAAGCAAUAAAACGAUUCACCCCAUGAAAUAGCCAUAGCGUCCCUCCCACACCUCCACUCGGCCCUCUCCUGCGGCCAGUGGCCAGGACAGCAGAGCUGGAGAGGGGGAGGAACUCAAGAAUCAUUGUCAGUUCACCAUCAAGAUGUGCAAACUGCUUGUAUUUACACUAUUUUUAUGCAACUAGGAAUAAAAUGAUCUAUUUUAAAAAUGUAAAGCCACUCUCUCACCUCCCAUUUUUUUUACCUGACAAAAUGAACCACUUAAAUGCUAUGAAACAAAUAAACAUCUUUGUGAAGUUUCUGAAA